Molecule: messenger RNA, 303 nt
Organism: Protopolystoma xenopodis
Lineage: Eukaryota; Metazoa; Platyhelminthes; Monogenea; Polystomatidea; Polystomatidae
Source: the annotation of a GenBank genome assembly
AUGUCUUCUUUGCGCUGUCCAUUCGUCACAACUCCUUCGCCUUCCGGAAGGGCCAAUUUACAAAUUCACUCUUCCUCUUUUUUCAAAUCGGAGCGCAAAGUACGCGAAACUCCGUGUUGCUCUUUAUACCAUGUUCUGAGGUUGCACACCUCAGAACUUCACCGAAAAUCUUUGAAAGCUAUCGCUACGACAACCUCAGGACCGUGUCGAUUUGCCAGUUUUCCCGGUCUGUUUGACUCCCCUUGGCUCGCUGGUCCCUCUAUUGGUACAGAAAUACUAUUGUCUAUUAAUCAUAGUAGUUAA